CAAAUUUAGAUUUACAUUCAUCUAAACGAUGUUGAUGGAUGAUCAAAUCAAUUUCCAGGUAGUCGUUGACACUUGUCCACGAUGCCAAGUCCUGACGAAAAUUCCUUCAAAUUGGGCAGUUUGUGACGGAAAGCUCCAUGAAUGUAGAAACUGUGGGCAAGUGCGAAGACGAGAUUGUUCUAAAUCAGAUAAGUUGGAGAUGAAUCUAAUUUUAGAACCCUGUAGGAAUUGCGGAACGACUUCAAAAGACGAUCUGCUAGCCGAAAAUAACAAUUUGAUCUGCAAAGUUUGUAAAAAGAGAAGAGAGAGUGUAAGAGGUUUUAUAAAUGAUUAUUCACCAAGUCUCAGAUGUUCAAAUGACGUUUGUCAAGGUUCUAAGAGAAAUACUUGCACAAUCUCUUUUGAGGAUGGAAUGGCCAGCGGAAUUAAAUGCUCAUGUGGCAGAGGGGCCUCUCUGCCAAAUCAGCUUCCUAACGAUUUAGAACCAACGUGUGGCGGAUGUGGAAGACCAUCUAAAUAUAACGUGAUUUUGACAUUAAAUCAAAACGAUGCUACUAUCGAGAGGAUUAAUUGCAUUUUUUGCAAAGUCGUUCAACCUCUCUCCGAUCAUGAACUUUUCUUGCCUAAAGCAAAUUUUUCUCUAAAGAGAAUCUCAAAAUUAUCAACAGUGAAAAUUGGAGAUUUGAUAUGUUUUUAUAAGGGGAAAGGUUAUUUAAGAUACGCAGUCGUUACCGCAACUAAUGACAAAACCUUAAGAGUAGUCGAAAAUAGGCCGAAAGAUGGCGUUGUUAAGCACGAUGUUCGCAUCGACCUGAAGCGACAUCUUUUGUUCAAAGAAAUUGAUUGUAUUGUAAGGAAUGUAGUUGAAAAAGCUGAAAAACGUGUCGGACAACCGCAUAAUGAAUUAUUUUACAAUGCCCUAGAUUUUAUAGAUGGCCUAAUCUCAUCUACGAAAGAAAAAAACAGAAAUAAAAAUGAUGACCUAAGUGAUUUUUUACGUGAAAAAUUGAAAAGAAUUCAAAUGUACGUAAAUGACAAUAAUGAAAAAGUCCAAUCUCUUCCGAUCAUGGAAGAAAAGAAGGAAACCUUAUUAGCGGCCAAUCUUCUUUUAGAAGGGGGAAGCUGUUUUUGGAAGAUAAUCAAUGCCAAAGAGAACAAUGACAGACGAUGGAUGCAAGAGGUAAUCGUACAGGCAGCUGAACAAGGUAUUUCAAUAAUAGGUAAAGCUAUAUUCGGAGUAACGGGAAGUAACGUUGGCUAUUGUAUUGGAAAACUAAUUGGCCCCUUAAUAGCAUCGGCCAUAAUUAGGGAUGAACAACCAAUUUUACAAAGAAGAAAAUCGACCCCCGUUUAA
Dimorphilus gyrociliatus is the source of this 1354-nucleotide messenger RNA. The record is from the annotation of a GenBank genome assembly. NCBI's taxonomy places the organism in Eukaryota, Metazoa, Annelida, Polychaeta, Dinophilidae.